AUGGCCACUCCAGGUAUGGUGGGAGGUGUGCAUGCACAGGCCCGAGGUUGCGGGGCCGGGCUGCUCGUCACCCUGCUCCCCAGCCUGAUGCUGAUGCUGCUGUUGCCAUGGGGACCCCAGGGAGCUCAGGCCCAGAACGACACUGAGCCCAUCAUGCUGGAGGGCAAGUGCCUGGUCGUGUGCGACUCCACCCCAUCCUCCGAGCCGGCGGGCAACGCGCUGGGCAUGUCGGUGCGCUCAGGCACUGGGCGGGUGGCCUUCUCCGUCACUCGGCAGACCAAUCAUGAGCCGACAGACAUGAGUAAUCGCACCAUGAUCAUUUACUUUGACCAGAUUUUGGUUAAUGUGGGGGCUCAUUUCGACCAGGAGAGCAGUGUCUUCUUGGCUCCCAGAAGGGGUGUGUACAGUUUCAAUUUCCACGUGGUGAAGGCUUACAACAGGCAAACCAUACAGGUAAGCCUGAUGCUCAAUGGCUGGCCCAUGGUAUCAGCCUUCGCUGGGGACCAAGAUGUGACCAGGGAGGCAGCCACCAACGCAGGCCUGGUGAUCAUGGAGAGGGGGGACAAGGCCUACCUCAAGCUGGAGCGGGGCAACCUGAUGGGCGGGUGGAAGUACUCCACCUUCUCUGGUUUCCUGGUCUUCCCCCUAUAG
Molecule: messenger RNA, 651 nt
Organism: Engraulis encrasicolus (European anchovy)
Lineage: Eukaryota; Metazoa; Chordata; Actinopteri; Clupeiformes; Engraulidae
Gene: cbln12
Product: cerebellin 12
Exons: 3
Coding region: 1-651 (216 amino acids)
Biological process (GO): maintenance of synapse structure
Cellular component (GO): synaptic cleft; glutamatergic synapse
Molecular function (GO): protein binding
Source: RefSeq, a predicted model, not a curated record